CCGUAGGGUGACCCCCCCCCCUCCCGGAAAGCCAUCCUGCGGCAGAGCUCAGAUGCCUGUACUGCUGUGAACUGGAAGAGCAUUAGGUAUGGAGAACCUGAUGGCUGGCUCAUCCCUACCCCCACUGUUUGCAGAUGAUGAUGGCUCAAAGGAGAGCAGUGAUAUGCCCACAACUGGGUUAGCCCACUCUGAGGGGUCAUACGGUGGAGGAGCUUCGCAGUCUGUGAACAACCCAGACUUUGUGGAGGACUUGUCACAAGUUCAGUUGCUGCAAAAUGAGUCUUCUAAUACAGCUGAAAGCAGCGAGCAGAGACUUGAAGAAGAGCAAAGAACUAAACGAGGAGGCUGGUCCAAAGGGAGAAAGAGGAAGAAACCCCUUAGGGACAGCAACGCCCCGAAAUCCCCCCUCACAGGGUAUGUGCGAUUCAUGAAUGAGCGUAGGGAACAGCUUCGAGCGAAGAUGCCUGAAGUCCCUUUCCCAGAGAUCACCAGGAUGCUGGGCAAUGAGUGGAGUAAGCUGCCUCCUGAGGAGAAACGGCGCUACCUUGAUGAAGCAGAUAGAGAUAAGGAACGGUACAUGCGGGAACUGGAGCAGUACCAGAAGACAGAGGCCUACAAAGUCUUUAGCAGGAAAGCACAGGACAGGCAGAAAGGCAAAUCACACCGGCAAGAUGGAACGCGACAGACUGCCCAUGACCAUGAGAAAGAAGCAGACACGAAGGAGAGGUCUGUUUUUGAUAUCCCAAUCUUCACAGAAGAGUUCCUGAAUCACAGCAAAGCACGGGAAGCAGAGCUGCGCCAGCUGCGUAAAUCCAACAUGGAGUUUGAGGAGAGGAACGCUGCCCUGCAGAAGCACGUGGAGAGUAUGCGCACUGCUGUGGAGAAGUUGGAGGUGGAUGUGAUCCAGGAGCGCAGCCGGAACACAGUGCUGCAGCAGCAUCUGGAGACCUUACGGCAAGCACUCACCAGCAGCUUUGCCGGAGUCCCACUACCAGGCAGUGGGGAGACCCCCACAAUGGACACCAUUGACUCGUACAUGAACAGACUGCACAGUAUUAUUCUGGCUAACCCACAGGAGAAUGAGAAUCUCAUAGCCACAGUCCGAGAGGUUGUAAACCGGCUUGAUCGCUAGUGACUUGGGUCUCCUGGCCCAGGGGUGUCUUGCAAAAGUGAUUCAGCCAGUGAGGAAUGAAAAGCCAUGGUGGAAACAGACUGGAGGUGGGAGGCAGGACUUCAGGAUCUGUCCUGGUCCCUGCCUAAGCAGCUUGCCUAUGGGGCAAACUGUUUAAUGAAUUAAAAGCUCCUAUGAAGCCACAGGCACCAGCCACUAAACAUUUGAACUGUCCUCCAUGUAAAGCUUUCAGAACAUGUGACUACUGUACAAUCAUCAGUUUUCCAUCAUUUCAGCUGGGUGGGGAGAUACCCACACACUCUGUGGACUGGACAACAAUGGAGGUGAAUCUGCUUCCAGUCUGUGUCGUGGAGGCAGCCUUCGUGUUGUGGUAAUAGAGCUUUGAAAUGUUAUGUUGCUUUGUAUCUCUUCUUCCUUUCUGUGGGGUUUCCUUCUCCCUUUCCAGUUCUCCUUUUGUCCUUUUCUUGUUAGUUGAUGUUUGCUGCACUGUAUAGCAACACCUGUAUUCUUUGCUAUGAUAGACACAGCCUUCCUUACUACCCCGCCUUUCGUGUCUUCAGUGCAAGCUUCUCUUUUUUGUGCUAGGUUGCAUCUCGUACAACGAGG
Molecule: messenger RNA, 1738 nt
Organism: Emys orbicularis (European pond turtle)
Lineage: Eukaryota; Metazoa; Chordata; Testudines; Emydidae
Gene: HMG20A
Product: high mobility group 20A
Exons: 11
Coding region: 89-1132 (347 amino acids)
Biological process (GO): regulation of gene expression
Cellular component (GO): nucleus
Source: RefSeq, a predicted model, not a curated record